This is a messenger RNA of Triticum dicoccoides, 859 nucleotides long. Its product is annotated as universal stress protein PHOS32-like. The transcript is spliced from 4 exons. Bases 86 to 568 code for a protein of 160 amino acids. The record is from RefSeq and is a predicted model, not a curated record. Lineage: Eukaryota; Viridiplantae; Streptophyta; Magnoliopsida; Poales; Poaceae.
AAACCUCAUUGCCAAUUUGCCAUUGUAAGACACACUGGUCUGGAAAUCGCCAACCUGUCUGUGUUUAUCUGAGCUUUGCAGGGAGAUGGGUGGGAGGAAUAUCGGAGUUGCUGUGGACUUCUCAUCAUGCAGCAAAGCUGCUCUUCGAUGGGCGUCAACCAACCUUGCCAGGAGCGGUGAUCAACUCGUGCUGCUCCAUGUCAACAAUUCCUACCAGAAUGAGCAAGGAGCGAUGCAUCUCUGGGAAGAGAGUGGUUCACCGCUCAUCCCUCUGGUAGAGUUCUCGGACCCCCAUGUCACAAAGAAGUACGGCCUGUCACCAGACAAGGAGACACUGGAGAUCCUGGCCCAAGUGGCACAUCAGAGCGGGGUUGAGGUCUUUGGGAAGAUAUUCUACGGCGACCCGACCAAGAUGCUGUGCGAGGCAGUCGACCUGGUUCCCCUCAGCUGCCUGAUCAUCGGAAGCAGAGGUCUGAGCACGCUCAAGAGGGCUCUGAUGGGGAGCGUGAGCACCUACGUUGUGAACCACGCGGCCUGCCCGGUCACGGUUGUGAAGGAGAACAUGUAGCCGCAGCUUGCUACGGAGGAUGAUAUUACUGUCUGCGAUCUCGAAAGGGAAAACAGGAAGAUAAAUCGUCUUGUAAGGACGAUAUAGUAACGUCCAUGCGAUGGCAUGAAACCAAUACUAAUAAUAUGACAAUAAGGCGUGCUUGGCGUGUGCACUCAUGCACAUCUGUUUUGUAUCCUCGCAUAAAGUUCACAGCAAUAAGCCAACACUGUGGGAUUGGACUCUGAAUGUAAAGUUACCUGAAACUUAUAGACUGGGACCACAUACUGAACAGUUGCAUGAUUUCCUUUA